Chenopodium quinoa (quinoa) is the source of this 2906-nucleotide messenger RNA. Its product is annotated as nuclear pore complex protein NUP85-like. Bases 184 to 2340 code for a protein of 718 amino acids. Gene Ontology annotation, biological process: protein import into nucleus; positive regulation of DNA-templated transcription; mRNA export from nucleus. Lineage: Eukaryota; Viridiplantae; Streptophyta; Magnoliopsida; Caryophyllales; Amaranthaceae. The transcript has 18 exons. The record is from RefSeq and is a predicted model, not a curated record. Gene Ontology annotation, cellular component: nuclear pore outer ring. Gene Ontology annotation, molecular function: structural constituent of nuclear pore.
UGCCCUAAUUCAAAGUAUAAGUGAGGAGUCUACAUCCCACUGGUGCAAGUCAAAGUGUCAAACACAAAAAUCCACAGUCCACAGUCUCCACACUCCCAGUCCCAAUUUCCCUCCCUUGAACAAAACCCUCUGCAAAACCCCCAAAUUCCAAAAAACCCUAACUCAAAACCUCCACCGUCAAACAUGCCGGCGCCGUCAAAUUCCGACGAUCAACUCUCUCUCCUCCCACUUCCACCAUCUCCUCCACAACAACCCAUAGUUUACCCUCUCCGCCAUUCUCUCUCCUCCCCAAUUUCUCGCAUCGCCAUUUCCUGGUCUCGCGGCAACUCUCUCCGACUCUCUCUCCUCCCUCAACCUUCCUCUAAUGACGGAAAUCAUGUUAAUGGCGGCGAUGAUUCUUCCGGUGGUGGUAGUGUGGUGGAGGUGAAGCUUUCUGCUGGAAAUAGUGGAAUUGAUGAUGAUUCUCAAUGGAGGAGGAUUGUUUAUGGUUCUGUUGCUCCGUUUGCGAUGUUUCAGAAUCGAAAGAAUUCGGUUUUCGCUUUGUCUAAGCUUUCUUUGCCCAAUGUUGAUUGGUGGGAGUAUGUCAUGGAGUAUAGCAAGGAGAUUAACUCACUUCUUGGUACAACAAAGUCAAUGGCUAGUAUUGUUGAAGACCCUAGAAGAAUUCUGACGGUAGAUGAGGAACCAACAAGUUUAAAGGCUGCAUGGGAGCUACUGGAAAUCUUUUAUGCUGACAAACAGUCUCAAACUUGGCUACCUGAACGUCUUGUUGAUUGGCUAGCUGACUAUGAUAACCUCUUUUCAGAAACUCAACAUACGGUGUACUCAAAACUUUUGGAUUUGCAACAUCAUAUUUUGCAUUUGCAGGUGAUUGAGGACGAUCCAAAGUACUGGGAUUGUUUGUCAUCAGCGCUAUCUCUUGGCUGGUUGGAUAUUGUGGUUAAACUACUACGUCUGCACGGGUCAUAUGAACUUGAUCAGAUUGGAAAACGUGAGACAGAAAAUGGUCUGGUUGAAGCAGUAGUUGUUCUUGUUUCAAAAAUGCCACGUCUACGUCCUGAACUGCAAGCUGGAAGAUUGGGGGAAUGCUAUAGAAAUAAGUCUGACUUCGUCAAGGGUUGGGAGACGUGGCGUGCACGAGUUACUAAGCUGGAGUGCAGUUCUUUCUGGGUUGAUUGUGGCCACCAGAAAACGAGAGAGGGUCUGAGAAAAAUUCUACAGAUUAUGCUGGGAAACACUGAACAUCUUUCUGCUACAACAUACAAUUGGGUUGAACUUUACAUAUCUCACUUUCUAUACAUCAGGCCAUUCACAGUGGGGUUAGAAAGUUUGUACGGCCUGGCCCAGAAAUGCAUACAGUUGAAGCCUGUUUCUCAUCCUCAUAGUUUGAUGGGACUUAUGGUUGGGAUUCUCGGAGAAAAUACUGAGGUUGUCUUAGCGGAAUGCUCUAGAGCUUUUGGCCCUUGGAUGGUGACUCAUGCCAUAGAGUUGUUGACUGCUGGAAAUGAUCAGUCAGAAAUUCUUUUGCAUGAAGUGCGCCAGAACUUGGGAGGGGUUAGUAUCGAGGAGCUCCAUCGGCUUGUAUAUGCUCAAGUUCUCGCUUCUCAUCAAUUAACUUGGCAGAUUGCUCCAGUAUAUUUGACAUCGUGCAAGCCAGGAAUAGGCAUGUUAGAGAUUUUGCUGUAUAGGCAACCUGUACACUUCAAGCAAGGAUUGCUCAAAAGCCUAGAGAUCUGCCGUUUAUAUGAACUUGAUGAUGUCAGCUCAAAUAUCAUGAAGAUUGCUGGCAUACAUCACUGGAAGCAUGGUCGAAAGGGGUCUGGUAUCUUCUGGCUCCAACAAGCUCAGGAUGAAAUUCGUCUCAAUAAAAUAGCUCAGCAGUUGUUUGAUUUUGUUGGGAAAUCAAUAUCUGAAGAGAGCUUCAAGCAAUGGGAAGGAUUGAUUGAAUUAUUAGGUUCUGACACAAGAACUGCCGGGGGUCUAGAGUUUCUGCACAAGUACAGAGAUUUCAAAAGAUCCCUGCAGCAAGCUGUUGAUGGAAAGGCUUCUGAUGCUGCAAGGCAAGCAGUGGAAUCCCUCAUUAUGCUCAUGAAGAAUUCAUCCACGCCUCAACGAUUCUGGUUACCUCUUCUUUAUGACUCGUUGAAACUGCUCACGUGGCGAGAGGGUCCUCUUCUUGAUGUUGCACAGACCAACCUAUUGCUGAAUAAGUUGCAAGAGUUGUCUAUUGCGAGGAUGCGCCCUGAUUAUGUCGAAGCUGACCUGCCAACCCAAGCAUUGAGUUCUGUCCGGUUGGCUCUUGCUACAAAUCUUGGGCGUGCUAUUCUUGAAGAGCAGUGACAUUUUGUGUAAUUUUGAAUGAAUCCAGUCAUGCAUCACCACUUCCAAUCGGUCUGAAAAUUCUUGGCAUGAAGCCAUCAAUAGAUCAUACUAAAUUAAUUGUGUAAUGGUUCAUCUGCUGUAAUUUAUACCCAUUGAGCCCCGUGCAGUUGGUAAGAGAUUUAACACAUUCUGUGGUGAGGGGUGACAGGGUUGGAGCUAGGUAAGGAAUGUAACAUUAGAGGUUCGUAAUUUGUACAAGUAAAUUAGUGGUCAUAGUAAAGAUUUUAUGUAGAUGCUACUGAAGCGAGUGAAUUGUUUUGACAGCAAAUGGGAAUACAGCCUGGGCAUUGAAGGGAAUGUAGAGUUGUCUUUAAAUCAUAGUGCUAUAUAGAUUGAUGAAUGAUUUUAGGUUUGACAUAGCGUUGUGCUUUGUAGUUACUAAUGGCUUUAAUGUAGGGCGAAUGUCUCUUGAAGACGAUGGUGCAAGUCUUAUUUCCUUGAAGCUAUUGUAAGCACAAUCCUUUAGUAACAGAUGAAGAAAUAUCUGGUACACUUUAGCUUCUUAUGCAUAACCAUUGGGAUAC